GCGACAGGAGAAGAGGAUACAACCACCACGACUGUACACACUGCUAGACAGCUUUUAAAACACAUACAAUGAAUAUUUUAGACCGUAGACAAUGUGUUCAGUUGCAUACUUUAUAUCGUUGACUUAAGACAGGAAAAAAUACUAAAUUUACUCGAAGUUUCCCGAAAAUUAGCAAAUACUAUCAGAGUCGGUAAGUGACUCGAUGCCGCCAUCUUGUGUCCGUUGGCUGGGAUUUUGCUGUAGGAGGAGAGUAAACCAGCCUGAACUUCAGACCCGAUGAAACUGGUUUUAUGGGUCACCUUUAUGACAGUUUAUAUAUGACACAAAUUCAGUGACAUGUGUUUGUUUCCGGACUUUGAGACGAGGUGAACAGUCGGAGGUUCAGACGAUACCCCUGAGGACAACAACCCAUAGUUCAUGACCUAAAGAUGCAGAAGGAUCAGUGCUGUGUGAAGCUCUCGGUCCAGCCGUCCAGAGGACUCGUGGAUGAGAAGUUUACCAUCUUGGUCCAGAACACGCUGCCUGGUUUCCAGCUGACUCUACACGCCCUCCACCGUAGCGAUGAUGGACACGACUGGGAGGCGUUUGCUCACUACACCGCCGAUAACACGGGGACUGUGAACGUUUCAGAAGAUCCCAGUCUUGGAGGGACGUAUUCUGGUGUUGAACAGAUGGGUCUCAUGUGGAGCCUCAGAACAGUUCCUGGCAGCAAACCUUGGCUCAGGAUGAGAAAGAUGAACGUCCAGACUCCCAUGGUGUUCACAAUCUCCGUGUACCAGGGUCACCAGACGGAGGGCUUCACAGAUCAGGUGCCACUCGGCGGUGUGGUGGUGGAGCGCUGGUAUAUGGCGCCUGGUGUCAAGAGAGAACCAAUCACUGAGGAAGGACUCACUGCGAUUCUCUUCCUGCCCUCAGGACCGGGACCUUUCCCUGCCCUCAUAGACCUCUGGGGGGGUGGAGGGCAGUUGGUGGAGUACCGUGCAUCUCUUCUGGCCUCCAACGGCAUCGCCGCCCUGGCCCUCGACUACCUGACACCAAAAGUUACCAUGGAAACAGGGAAGCCAGUUGAAAAUGAUUAUUUUGAGAAGGCCUAUAAAGUCCUGGAACAACAUCCUCAGAUCCUCGGCAGUAGGAUCGCCAUGUUGGGUCUUUCUUUCGGCACCAGCAUGACCUUCAAAAUGGCCGUUUACUCUCAAGUUAUAAAGCUCAGAUGUGCAGUGUGUGUCAGUGGGAGUCAUGUUCAGCCAGUAGAUGGAUCCGUGAAAGAAAUACUGGGCUACUUCAACAAGAACGCUGAAAAAACUCGCUUCAACGAGGAGAACCAGGCAAUCUGGCAUGAUCUGCUGCUUCCCAUCCCCACAGACCCGGCAUUCAAAGUUGAUGUUGGACGACUUCGGGUUCCUCUGAUGCUGAUAGUUGGAGAGGAUGAUCAGAACUGGCCCGCCCCUGAGUCUGCAAAGGAUAUAAAAGAGAUGAUGGAGCAGGCUGGGAACAGCCACCUGCUGACUGUCUUGUCCUACCCAAACGCUGGUCACCUGAUUGAGCCUCCGUACACGCCGCACGUCCGAGCCACCAACUUUGUAACAGUGGACACACGUCAGAAAAUGGUGGCUCUUUGGGGCGGAGAGAUGGUGGCUCAUUCUCGCGCUCAGGAAGACGCCUGGAGGAAGAUGCUGGUGUUUCUUAGGGAGAAUCUGUACGGUGGCACAAACCCUGAUGCAAUUUCAACGCCGAACCUGUAACAAAGGUGAAAAUAUAGGAUUAUGAGCACAAGAGGCUUCUGCUGAU
Cheilinus undulatus (humphead wrasse) is the source of this 1788-nucleotide messenger RNA. Its product is annotated as acyl-coenzyme A thioesterase 1-like. The coding region runs from base 429 to 1742 and encodes 437 amino acids. Gene Ontology annotation, biological process: acyl-CoA metabolic process; fatty acid metabolic process. Lineage: Eukaryota; Metazoa; Chordata; Actinopteri; Labriformes; Labridae. The record is from RefSeq and is a predicted model, not a curated record. Gene Ontology annotation, molecular function: fatty acyl-CoA hydrolase activity. The transcript is spliced from 11 exons.